GCAGCCGGCGAGUGUACAGUUGAUUCCACAAAUUAACAACAAUGGUAUUACGGCUUGGUUCGUGUAUCGUAAUAUUAGUGAUAAGCCUUUGCGAUGUUGGAGUGGCCAAAUUAGCACCUGAUUUCAUUCACCCGUGCAACCAAACUACAAAAGAAUGUCUCGUAAAAGCAACCCAAGAUGCAAUUCCUGACUUUGUGAAGGGCAUUCCUGACCUAGGUCUACCAUCACUGGACCCGUUUGUGAUUGAUAAGCUGGCGAUUCCCUUAAAUGGACUGAAAGUAACAUUUUAUCAAGGCAAAGUAACCGGUUUUCGGAACUGCAUUGUCGACAAUGUUAUAUCAGAGUUGGAAAAACGGCAUUUCGUAUUAGAGUUCCAUUGCAACUUAACCAUAAAAGGCCAGUAUGACGCCGUUGGACAAAUUCUGGUAUUUCCUAUCAACGGAGAAGGUGAUGCUAAAGUGAAACUUACAAAUUUGAGAAUGAAAGUCGACAUCAACACAAAAUAUAUAAAAGACAAUAAAGGUGUAAAUCAUUUCUCUAUAAAGAAUUAUAAAUACACAUUCGAUUAUGGAGAUAAAGUAACAUUCGAUUUACAGAAUUUGUUUAAGGAAAGCAAGGAACUAAGUAAUACAGUUUUAACAUUCUUAAACGAAAACUGGAAGACAGUCGCUGAAGAGUUCGGGAAGCCAAUAGUCGAUUAUGCCGUAGAGCUAGCUAUAAGAACAAUUGAAAAAUUCUUCCUCGUGGUCCCUUACGAGGAAUUAAUUAAUAUACCGAUACCACAGAAUUAAAUAAAUCAGCAAGCUAGUGUAAUUCAUAUAUAUAAUCUGCCAAAGUUAUUCGAUUCCGUGUUUAUACUGAUUCUUUUACCCCUUUGGGUAAAAUUAUUAUAUUAAGACAAUUCAAAUAAAACUUUAAAACGUUUAUAAA
Messenger RNA from Leptidea sinapis, 930 nucleotides. Its product is annotated as circadian clock-controlled protein daywake-like. The record is from RefSeq and is a predicted model, not a curated record. Lineage: Eukaryota; Metazoa; Arthropoda; Insecta; Lepidoptera; Pieridae. Bases 42 to 791 code for a protein of 249 amino acids. The transcript has 5 exons.